UGUUUUUGCGCUUUCCGAAGAGAAAUAUUUUUAUUCCAUAAUUAAAAAAUAUUGGUAAAUGCGUGGUAUUAAAAUUCCUAAGUGCAAAAUAAGUAAUAACAUUAUUAAUCAGAAAUGAAAACACGCCAAUCCUUACCUUCUACAUGAAAAGAAGACUCGGAAUACACGAAAAAGAUGGCCCAUGAAGCUAUCUAUCAUAUUAUUGGAAUUUUAUAAAGCGAUAGUAACAGGAAACUAUUAAUGCGAAAAGAAAUAUGCAUUUCUUCAUUUUAAUUCUUGGAGCUGGAUUUGCUUUUUCUCGACCAGUUCCAGCAAACAAAACAACCCAAUUCGAGAAAUUUCUGUUUCGUCCUUUUCCGUUAUUCAGUUCAAAUGACAGGAGAGCAUUAUUUGAUGGAAUGAAGAAAGAGGAAGGUGCCGAUGACUAUGAAUACAGGAUUGCUGUUCAGCUAACCAUAAAUGAAGACCCUGCCUUGACUGAUAUCACUAAUCUAAAAUCUCAGCCUCCAAAGCAUAUUGAUGGAAAUAGCUUCAAUCAUGACGACCUGAGAUGGCAAUUAGAUGCCAGUAAACAGGGCAGUGGAAUGCUGACAGCAGAUCAAACCAUCACAGAAAGUGAUUCUACUCAACGAACUGGUUUACACAAUUUGGUAAGCAAUCCCAUGAGAGGAAGAAAUAAUGGAACUUACUUUUCUAUUCAAGGAAUUGAAGGGGAUUUAAUGAACUUCAUUCUCAGAAUGUUAUACAUUAGCCUAACAUUUGCUAUCCUUUCAUUUUUAUGCUGUGCUCAUUACAAGGAACUCGGAAAUAAAUACAAACUUCCAAAAAAUUCCAUCAAUAUAUGAAGAACUGUAAUUCUUUUAAAUGAAAGGAAAUAAGUUAUAUGUGGAUACACACAAAAUUGGAAAUCUUAUGAUUAAAAGAUAAAUUCCAUUGUAAAAUCAUAUCAAAAUUGGAAAUAAUUCAUUGUAUUAAAAUUACAAAUAAUUUGGUGAAUAAACUUUGGGUUUUAGCAAACAAGUCUUCCACUUACAAAAUAUUUAGAAAUUAUCUACACAACAGCGCUUACCAAAAAUAAGUCUAUAAUUUACAUCAGGAUGCAACAUUUACAGUCCUUCAGUUAAUGAAAUAAUAUCUACGUUCAGAUGCUAAUACAUAAAAGCAGAAAAAAAGAAGAAACACUGACUCUGGUAUGUGUAGAAUAACACAGAAACCACAGGAAUAUAAAAUUAUAAGGUAAGGCUUUUAAAAUUUUUCAGAAGAAAUGUAUCCAAACUGGCAUAAUUAACCUGACAGAUUCUGGUGAACAAAAAAAAAAAAAAAAAAAAAAAAAAAAAAAAAAAAGACUCCAAGAAAACCUAACAGAUCAACUCGAGAUGUUUGUUGGAUAACUUUAA
Messenger RNA from Stegodyphus dumicola, 1397 nucleotides. RefSeq lists its product as uncharacterized. NCBI's taxonomy places the organism in Eukaryota, Metazoa, Arthropoda, Arachnida, Araneae, Eresidae. The record is from RefSeq and is a predicted model, not a curated record.